GUUGCAGCGUGCGGGCCAUGAAUAGCGGGCCCGACACCGCCGGCCGCACGCUGCAUCGUCAGACGCAUAGGGGAGGGGGAGGGAGAGACGGAGGGAGAGGGAGAGGGAGAGGGAGUCGGAGAAGAUGGAUGCCGCUCUGGGGCGUUUCAAGCCAGGCUCGCUCAACUUUCAGACGCUUACAAGCGAGCUGGUGGCUGCAUCGGAGGCAGAGUGUCAGCAGCUGGAGGAAGCGCGGCGACAGCUAGACGAGGAGGUGACGCUCAACGUGGGCGGCCUGCGCUUCACCACCAGCCUGUCCACACUGCGCAACGCGCCCAACGCCUGCCUCUUCAACGCCAUGUUCAGCCCACGUGCGUCCCGCAGCGGGCGGCACAAGCUGAGCAAGGACGAGGCGGGCUGCUACUUCAUCGACCGCGACGGCCGCCACUUCCACGAUACACUCAAUUAGUGAGCGGGGGGGGGGCGCGAGGGAGAGCCAGAGCGCGCCAGGAAGCUGUUCCUAGCUAGCGAGCUAGCUAGCGAGCUAGCUGGCUAGAUAGAGCUGAGGCGUGUGUGUGGUCAGGCGGGGUUGUCGUACGUCCUCCCU
Messenger RNA from Chlamydomonas reinhardtii, 586 nucleotides. RefSeq lists its product as uncharacterized. The transcript has 4 exons. Gene Ontology annotation, biological process: protein homooligomerization. Lineage: Eukaryota; Viridiplantae; Chlorophyta; Chlorophyceae; Chlamydomonadales; Chlamydomonadaceae. Bases 125 to 448 code for a protein of 107 amino acids. The record is from RefSeq and is a predicted model, not a curated record.